Molecule: messenger RNA, 3322 nt
Organism: Pteropus alecto (black flying fox)
Lineage: Eukaryota; Metazoa; Chordata; Mammalia; Chiroptera; Pteropodidae
Gene: TMEM132A
Product: transmembrane protein 132A
Exons: 11
Coding region: 30-3098 (1022 amino acids)
Source: RefSeq, a predicted model, not a curated record
CGGCCUAGUCCCCGCCUUCUGUGGGAAGGAUGUGCGCCCGGAUGGCGGGGCGCUUGGCAGCGGCUCCCCGAGGGCCCUGCGGCCCGUGGCUCUGCCUGCUGGUGGCCCUCGCCCUGGACGUCGGGAGAGUGGACUGUGACCAGGAACCCCUGGACCCCAUCUACCUGCCUGCAGCCCUGGAGCUCCUGGAUGCACCUGAGCACUUCCGAGUGCAGCAGGUGGGCCACUACCCACCUGCCAACUCCUCUCUGGGCUCCCGAUCUGAGACCUUUCUGCUCCUGCAGCCGUGGCCCAAGGCCCAGCCACUCCUCCUGGCCUCCUACCCACCCUUUACCACUCAGCAGGUGGUCCCUCCUCGGGUCACUGAGUCCCAUCAACAGCCAGUCCAAUGGGAUGUGCGGGCCGUGUCGGUGGAAGCGGCUGUGACUCCAGCAGAGCCCCAUGCCCGGGUUCUCUUCCACUUCAAAGGGCAGGAUGGCCCACCGGGGUCUAGCAGCCUGCCUUGUGCCCGGCUCCAUGCCACACACGCUGCAGGCACUGUUCACCGAGCCUGCCGCUUCCAGCCAUCUCUGGGCGCCUGCGUGGUGGAGCUGGAGCUCCCCUCACACUGGUUCUCCCAGGACUCCCCAACGCGGGCUGAGCUGGCCUAUACGCUGGAGCCUGCCGCCGAGGGCCCUGGGGGCUGUGGCCCCGGCGGGGAGGAGGGCGCUGGGCAACAGGCCCUCCCGGUGGGCAGUGUGGAGCUGCGCCCGGCAGACCCCCCACAGUCCCAGGAGGUGCCCUUGGAUGAGGCGGUGACCCUGAGGGUGCCCGACGUGCCCGUGCGGCCCGGCCAGCUCUUCAGUGCCACCCUCCUGCUUCAGCACAAUUUCACGGCCAACGUCCUGACACUGCGGAUCAAGGUGAAGAAGGGGCUGCAUGUGAUGGCUGCCCGCCCAGCCCAGCCUACCCUCUGGACUGCCAGGCUGGACCGCUUCAAGGGCUCCAAGCACCACACCACCCUCAUCACCUGCCAUCGUUCCGGGCCCGCAGGGCCAGAGUCCAGCAGUCCCCUUGAACUGUCCAAGUUCCUAUGGGUGGACUUUUUGGUGGAUAAUGGCACUAGUGGGGGCGUGGCAGUCACUCGCCCUGUCACAUGGCAGCUGGAGUACCCAGGCCAGGCCCCUGAUGCAGAGAAGGACAAAAUGGUGUGGGAGAUCCUGGUAUCGGAGCGGGACAUAAGAGCCCUUGUCCCAUUGGCCAAGGCCGAGGAGCUGGUGAACACUGCACCGCUGACGGGAGUGCCGAGGCAUGUCCCCGUGCGCCUGGUCACUGUGGACAGUGGGGGGGCUCUGGUGGAGGUGACAGAGCACAUUGGCUGUGAGUCGGCCAACCCGCAGGUCCUGCAGGUGUCUGAGACCUGUGACGCUGUGUUUGUGUCUGGCAAGGAAAGCCAGGGCGCUCAGGGGGUGCGGGUGGACUUCUGGUGGCGUCGGCUGCGGGCCUCGCUGCGGUUGACCGUGUGGGCCCCGUUGUUGCCGCUGCGCGUCGAGCUGACGGACACCACUCUUGAGCAGGUCCGAGGCUGGAGGGUACCCGGCCCAGCUGAAGGGGCGCUGGAGCCGGAGGGAGCUGGAGCAGAGGAGGCGGAGCGGCGUACCCGCAGCUGCCACCUGCAGUACCAGCGCGCGGGUGUGCGCUUCCUUGUCCCCUUUGCGGCCCACCCGCUUGAUGGGGGUCGCCGCCUCACCCACCUGCUUGGACCCGACUGGCUGCUGGACGUGUCCCACCUCGUGGCUCCGCACGCCCGCGUGCAGGACCCACGUGUAGCCUUGCUGGAGGGCGGCCGCAUCCUGGUGGGCCGGGAGCCUGGUGUCACCUCUAUCGAGGUGCGUUCCCCGCUGUCUGACUCCAUCCUGGGUGAGCAGGCGUUGGCGGUGACAGAUGACAAGGUCUCAGUGCUGGAGCUUCGGGUGCAGCCAGUGAUGGGCAUCUCACUGGCCCUGAGCCGGGGCACUGCCCACCAAGGGGAGGUCACGGCCACGUGCUGGGCACAGUCAGCCCUUCCCACCCCAAAGCAGGAGGUGGCCCUCUCCCUGUGGCUGGCCUUCUCGGACCACACCCUGGCCCCCGCUGAGCUCUACGACCACCGCGACCUGGGCCUGUCCAUCUCGGCCGAGGAGCCUGGGGCCAUCCUGCCAGCCGAGGAGCAGGGUGCCCCUCUCGGGGUGGUGGUGAGUGGGGCGGGCCCCGAGGGGCUGCCCCUGCAUGUGUCUCUGCACCCCCCCGAGCCCUGCCGCCGGGGCCGUCACCGAGUGCCCCUGGCCUCUGGCACCGCCUGGCUAGGGCUGCCUCCUGCUCCUACACUGGCCCCCGCCCUCCCAUCGAGCCGUGUCCAGAGCUCCCCAGCCACAGAGGCCAGCGUGGGUGGUGAAGGGAGGGCAGCAGGCAGUGUGGGGGGCGGUGGGGGUGUGAGGGACAAGUUCGAGAGGGCAGAGGAAGAAGAGGGGAAGGAGGAGGCCGAGGCUAGGGAGGAGGAGGAGGAAGAGGAGGAGAUGGUCCCUGCCCCUCAGCGAGUCACCGACCUAGAGCUAGGCAUGUACGCCCUGCUGGGCAUCUUCUGUCUGGCCAUCCUCAUCUUCCUGGUCAAUGGUGUGGUCUUCGUGCUGCGCUACCAGCGUAAGGAGCCUCCUGACGGCGCCACUGACCCUGCCUCCCCCCAGCCCCACAACUGGGUCUGGCUGGGCACCGGCCAGGAGGAACUGAGCCGCCAGCUAGACCGGCCGUCCCCUGGCCUGCCCAAGGGGGAGAGGGGCUGCCCCUGUGAGAGCGGGGGAGGGGAAGCCCUGACUGUGGCCACAGCACCUGCUGGGGGCACCACCAGCUCCCCGAGCACCCUGGCCCGAAAGGAGGCUGGGGGGCGGCGGAAGCGCGUCGAGUUUGUGACGUUCGCGCCAGCACCCCCAGCCCAGCCGCCCGAGGAGCCCGUGGGGGCCCCUGCCGUGCAGUCCAUCUUGGUGGCGGGUGAGGAGGACAUCCGCUGGGUGUGUGAGGACAUGGGGUUGAAAGACCCCGAGGAGCUGCGCAGCUACAUGGAGAGGAUCCGGGGCAGCUCCUGACCCCUCCCCAGCCUGCCUGGCGCAGCCUCGUCAUGCUGGGCAGCUUCCUGCUCAUCCACUGGUGCUCGCCGAUCCAAGUCCCCUGCCUGGAUCCUCAAAAGGACUCUCCCUCUGUCCUGCCCCUUGUCAUGGACCACGGUCGCGAGGAGGGGCUCACGCCCCUUAUUUAUGGGAACCAUUGCAUCCUAACGUUGGGUACAGAAUAAACUGAGAAGGAAACCCCA